This is a messenger RNA of Gossypium arboreum, 2813 nucleotides long. RefSeq names its product U-box domain-containing protein 52-like. Gene Ontology annotation, molecular function: ATP binding; protein kinase activity. Bases 333 to 2558 code for a protein of 741 amino acids. Lineage: Eukaryota; Viridiplantae; Streptophyta; Magnoliopsida; Malvales; Malvaceae. Gene Ontology annotation, biological process: protein phosphorylation. The record is from RefSeq and is a predicted model, not a curated record. The transcript has 9 exons.
AAAAGGUAAUGCAUGGUCAAAAUCAGAAUUUUGAUGCCUGCUGUAAAGGGGAUUAGAGGAAAAAAGAGAGGUUUUAGGCCUCCCAAAACUAGUUCUAAACUUCCCUUCGGAUAAUAACAAAUGAUGAUCCGUUAGGUAGUUUUUGUCAACAAAAACUUGAAUCUUCAUUUUGCCAUUAAAACCUGGGUAACUAAAUAUUCAUUUUGUUUAUUUUUUUUCUAAUUAAAAACACUUUGAAAAACCAGCUAGUUUUGUUUUUCCUUGGGUAUUUUUGUCUUCUUUUAUUAAGCUUUAAGGAAGAAGAAGAGAAAAUAAAAAAAGAAGACAGCAAAAUGUGGCAUCCAAAGGGACAUAGUACAGUAUCAAAGAAAGGGGGUGGUGGUGGCAAUGGGCUGGUAGCGGUAGCCAUUGAUAAGGACAAAGGGAGUCAAUAUGCUUUCAGAUGGGCCGUUGAGCAUCUUCUUUCCAAAAGCCAAACUGUUGUUCUUAUUCAUGUUAAUAAACCCUCAGCCGGUGUUAAUGGAGCAAGUAAUGGUCAUGUUAGCGAACCCGGCACCAACAAGCAGAUGAAGGAUAAGCUAUCUAGGGAACUGUUCCUCACCUUCCAUUGUUUUUGUACUCGAAAAGACAUACGUUCUCUUGAUAUCAUACUUGAAGGUUCAGAUAUUGUAAAAGCAUUGACGGAAUAUGUUUCUUACGCUGCAAUUGAGAAAUUGGUUCUUGGUGCCCCUUCUCGAAGUGGAUUUAUGAGAAAAUUCAGGGCCGACAUACCGACCUGUGUAUUGAAAACUUCACCGGACUUCUGCACUGUAUAUGUCGUUUCCAAAGGAAAGGUCUCUUCAGUACGAAACGCGGUUCGUUCAGUACCGUUCGCCUCCCCAUUACUUGAUCAAAUUAAGAAACCUGAGAGCGUUAGCCCUGGCUAUUCUUUGAGCAAGAUCUCCCUGAAUAGUGCUACUAGCCAAGGAAAAGGAGCUGAUGGUAGGUCAAUGACCAAGCCUCGUACUUCAACCGACAGCAAUGCCAGGUCACCGAUCUACGGCCCAAGAGCCAGUCUUCAGAAAAUGUUUGGGGAUUUACCAGAAUCGGAUACUGAUAUAUCAUUUGUCAGCUCAGACAGAGCAAGCACUGACCGUAGCUCUUCUUCGUUCUUCGAUUCAUUCCUUGAUUCUAGGCGAUUAUCAAACAGCACGGAACAGAGCUUAGGAUCAAUGCGUUUAGGAAUGAGGUGGCCUGACCGUAGUUCUCCACGUGAGUCCUUAUCAGGAUACGAUAGUGGAAGAUCAUCUUGUUCAUCUCAGCAUCCGGACGAAGUCGAAGUUGAAAUGAGGAGACUAAGGCAAGAAUUGAAGCAAACAAUGGACUUAUAUGGUAAUGCAUGCAGAGAAGCACUUACAGCAAAGCAACAGGCAAUGGAGCUGAAACAAACCCAAAAUCAAGAUCGAAAAAAAUUGGAAGAGGUACGACAAGCGGAGGAAGCUGCAACGGCAGCUGUAGAGCAGGAGAAAGCCAGGUGCCAGGCAGCCAUAGAAGCAGCUUUAGCAGCACAGAAAGAGGCAGAAUUGAAAGGAAGAACGGUUGCAGGAGGGGAAAUACUAAGAGAAACAGCGGAAAUGAAGAGGAUGUUGGAGAUUCUAUCCCAAGGUAAUGUCAAAUACAGAAGAUACACCAUUGAGGAAGUUGAAGAAGCAACAAAUAACUUUGCCCUUUCUCGAAAGAUCGGAGAAGGAGGUUAUGGUCCUGUCUUUAAGUGUAACCUCGAUCAUACACCGGUAGCGGUUAAAGUUUUACGUCCAGAUGCUGCACAAGGUAGAUUACAGUUCCUGCAGGAGAUUGAAGUGCUGAGCAGCAUGCGCCAUCCCAACAUGGUACUACUUCUAGGAGCUUGCCCAGAGUAUGGGAUCCUAGUGUAUGAGUACAUGGGUCGGGGAAGCUUAGAUGAUUGUCUAUUUAGGAAAGAGAACCACCACCAAGCACUGUCUUGGCAACACAGGUUCCGAAUAGCUGCAGAGAUUGGAACAGGCCUGCUUUUUCUCCAUCAGAGAAAACCAGAACCAAUUGUGCACCGUGACCUGAAACCAGGCAACAUAUUGCUGGAUCAAAACUACGUGAGCAAGAUCAGUGAUGUUGGGUUGGCGAAGCUAGUUCCUCAAGCUGCAGAGAACAUGACACAGUGCUGCGUAACAUCAGCAGCUGGAACAUUUUGCUAUAUAGACCCGGAAUAUCAACAAACAGGUAUGCUGGGGGUAAAAUCCGAUUUAUAUUCCUUAGGGAUCAUACUCCUUCAACUCAUAACAGCCAGGCCACCAAUGGGGUUGGCUCACUACGUGGAGCAAGCAAUCGAGAGAGGCACGUUUCAUGAGAUGCUGGACCCUUUGGUAUCCGACUGGCCAGCUGAAGACACCUUGUCACUGGCGAAACUAGCACUUCGAUGUGCGGAACUGAGACGGCGAGACAGGCCGGAUCUGGGGAAGGAUGUGUUACCAGAACUGUGUCGGCUGAGAGAGAUUGCUGAAGAGAAAAUGACCGGUUCCUUUUAUGCUGCUUCCCCUAUGUAAAGCCAAGCUCCUUUUUCAAAUGAGAGCAUUUGAAAUUCUGGAGCAUAAUUAAAAUAAUAACUAGUUCUACAGUAUUACCAAAAUUGUUUCUCUUGUUGUAUCAUGUCCUCCGUAGUCCCUACCAAUCUUUGAAGAAGAAAAAGAUAUCACUUUUCAGUUUCAUUCGUUGUUUUAUUACUGGAAUCAAACCUGCUAUUAUUAUUAUUAUCAUUAUUUAUUAUGGAAGGUGAUGAUGGAUUACAGCGGUUUCAACAA